This is a messenger RNA of Coffea eugenioides, 1164 nucleotides long. RefSeq names its product vesicle transport protein GOT1-like. The coding region runs from base 298 to 720 and encodes 140 amino acids. Gene Ontology annotation, biological process: endoplasmic reticulum to Golgi vesicle-mediated transport; retrograde transport, endosome to Golgi. The record is from RefSeq and is a predicted model, not a curated record. The transcript has 7 exons. NCBI's taxonomy places the organism in Eukaryota, Viridiplantae, Streptophyta, Magnoliopsida, Gentianales, Rubiaceae.
GUAAAACAACGUCAUCAAGCAAAUGAAAAACCGCCGUUGCUUCCCUUCAAAGAAGAAGACUAGACUAACAGAGUAGCCCAUACCAUUCCCAUCUCAGCUACAAUCCUAUGCUAUAACUUUCAUAGCUCCACUUUUGCUUCUCUCUCUCUCACACACACACGCAGUACAUAGACUCAGUUAAUUUGGUGCAGAUUCGGAGGAGAAAAAGAGAAAAGGAAAAGAAGGUUUCAUCUUCACUUGGAUUUGGUCAGCAGUUUUCGUUGAAUCCAUAUCGGGUUUUGUAUUUCAAUCGGAAAAAUGGUGUCCUUUGAGAUGAACGAUGUUAAAAAGAUUGGCCUGGGAUUGACGGGAUUUGGGGUUUUCUUCUCAUUCCUGGGGGUCAUUUUCUUCUUUGACAAGGGGCUAAUUGCAAUGGGAAAUAUCCUUUUCUUUUCUGGGGUUACAUUGACCAUUGGGUUGAAGUCAUCUAUGCAAUUCUUCACGAAGCGUGCCAAUUAUAAGGGAACAAUAUCAUUUGGUGCUGGAUUUUUCUUGGUUAUCAUAGGCUGGCCAAUAUUAGGAAUCAUCUUGGAGGCUUAUGGGUUCGUUGUGCUCUUCAGUGGGUUUUGGCCGACACUGGCAGUUUUUCUUCAAAAGAUACCCAUUCUUGGUUGGGUGUUUCAGCAGCCAUAUAUUAGAUCGUUCUUUGACCGCUAUCGUGGCAAGAGAGUUCCUGUUUAGUGAUCAUGCUGGCAUGACAGAAUCAUGAUAGCUGUUGGCCUGUGUUUAGGGUGUUGUAAAAUACUGAAGGAUCAGCACUUCCCUCGUCGAGGAUAAGAUAGCACUACCAGUUCUCUCUGCAAAUAUAUGGGGAUCUAGUAGACCACAUUGUUUUAUUCUUGGCUCUUUAGGUAAAAAUGUGAUAUUUUUUACUUUUUCUCUCUUUUUAGGGCGUGGGAGGAAGCAUGAUAUGUUCUGAUAUUUUGAGGGGGCUUGCUAUAUCUUUAAUUGAUUUCCUCGAAGGUGUUUUUAGGUUGUGAACAAGCUGUGAAUUUUCAAUGUCUUACAUCUUUUGAGGUAGAGCUGUACAAGCUAAAUAGUCAAACCACCGUCUCUUUCCAUGUGAAGUAGGUUUUUUUUUUUUUCUUUCCAUUUUUUGGUUAUAAAAUGUAUGAUGUUUCCUCA